GCGAGAUCUUGUCACAUCACAUUCUUCUUGUUCGAGUCCUUUUUCUCAACUGCUUAUUCACUCACUGGUUUUCUCCUAGCAUAAUUAUUCUCAUACGCCAAUUUUAUUUCAGUAAUCCCCAUUAUUCUGUGCCAGCCAGCCAUGACAGUCCCAAGGGCCCGAUUGAUUGAAGCCUCCAGCACUCAUUGACGACCUCAGCCUCGUUGGAACCUCGCAGAAAUCGAAUACGUCGCAUUCGAAGUCCUCAAUUGAAGCUAUGUUACGAAGCCAACUAAACGAUACCCUUGGCCCGAGUAUUGGUGUUGGAGAAGACAGCGGAAGUGGAGGGUCGCAGGGGUCGCAAGACAAAGAUGCUUCUCCUCGAAGACGAGCAGCUUCAAAAUCGCCUUCGAAAGCACGAUCUCUAUCAGAUGGAGGACCUCCAGCUCUAUCUCCAUCCCCGAAGUUUCGAGAGCCCGAGAAGCGGAAAUCGAAGGACGACAGUGCCCUCGAAGGCAGCCCGUCAACUCCACGGCGACCUGCCUUCCCUCGCGGCCUUUCGCUGCAGAUGCCGGCACGAGACCUGAUGUCCCCAAGCACAUCCGCGACAUAUCGCGUACCUUUGUCCCCCAAGUUGGAUCAUUCUCAAACAUAUGGGUCACCAACUAGUGUCCUUCCAAGGAGAUCGCGAGGUUUGGAGUUCUCUCGAUCAGCCACACAUCUCCACAAUUCUACACUCGCGGAAUCCUCUCCAGAUUCCUCACCAACCAUAACGGGGCGAGCAAUGAACAUACCAAACAGAAAGAACGGGUUGCACUUCGCGGGCGGUCUCGACUCUAGUAACAUCAACUCCAGCUCAUUAUGGUCCACCAUGGGGAACGCCGACCGAAUGACAGUAUCGAGCUCUUUGGGCAGCGUCAAUAUGAUGAUGUCUGAAUCAUCGAGUAGCAGCUCCGACGACGAUGUCCUCAUGGACACAGACGACAUUGACGAGUCGAUUUUGACGACCCCACAAGUCAACAAGAUGAAUGGUCUUUUUGGGGGUCCGCAGCCUAGCCCAGGCACCGGCUGGGUUGGACAGUCACCCGCCGUGAAUUCUCUCAUGUCCUUUGCCAGGCUGCGACACCAAAAAGGCAAGAGCAGGAAGAGUUCUAGCAGUGGCAGCGGCAACUCAAUGGUGAGCCCGAGUUCGAAGUCACCACCAACAAUGCGCAAUGUCGACGGUAUAAAUGGAUACUUUGGAAGGGAGAUGACGUCGGAGGCUAUACAUAAUCGUCGCGAAAGUAUAUCUUGGGCGGCAAACCAACUGCAUAUAUCUGGGGGGAGCGAGAGUGAUGAUGGCACAUUAAAAUCUACUCUGGAACAUGUGGAUGGGAUGAGUCCAAAAGUAAUCAGAAGAGCUGUGACAAGGAGGGGUAACAUGCUACCCAAAACAAAGGGAUUUGCUAGGAUUCGAGCAGCACUCGCAGAAGAAAGCGCUCCCGUUGAGACCGAAUUUCGCCGUGAAGCAGAAGUUGUCCGCCUCACACGAGAAAGCGACAUGGAGCUCGAACCCCGCCAUCCCUCGGCUUCCAAUACUACGACUACACAUUCCUCGCCUACCAUGGUACGUACAGCUUACGCAGACGCAGAAUACUCUUUUUUUCAUCCCAUGUUGGAGAGCUGGCGUUGUGGUGUACAUCAUCUCUCGGUGCCUUGGACCUACCACACAAGACUCCUUAGACGGUAUACCAGAAGAUGAGACGAUGACGGAUAUAUCUCAGGGUUUGUCUAGCAGCUUCAAGCAACACGCGAUGCGGAAUUCGAAGGGCAAAGACUUUUGGGAGACAUUCAAAGAUGAUAGCAACCGUACACCUCCACCACCUCAGUUUCUUCCACGAGGCUCCUCUUCUGGUAUCAGCGAUAUCUCCCUCGACUCGCCCUCUCUUCAUACCCCUCCACUGUUCCCCAGCUUGUCAAAUACCUCCGACCAGGCUCCAUCCUCACCCUCGAGAUCCUCGACUCCACAACCGCAAACGGGGCCGACAAGAGAAGAAAUCACACGCAAGGUCAACAAUAAGCGGAGGAGAGACGACGAUUUUGAUCCUACAAGCUUCAAGCGUCGUGCUGUCUCUCCGGGCAUGAGUGUGCACAAUAGUCCCAUCAUGCAGAGCCCUAUGCAGAGGGAUCUUCAGCCAUGGGGCAGUCGGCCCCCAAGCAAUGGAGAAGGCAAGCAGGCGAACGGAGGUCCCAAGAGAGUUGGGUUCCAGGGCAUGGUCGAUACAAACGAUGGUCUGAUGAAAAUGAGCAUCGAGUGAUUGGGCUCUGUAAUAUACAACUUGUGCCUGGCUUGGACUUAUUUGAGGACUGGAAUGGAUUGCGGGCGCAUAGGGUUCUUGCUAUUAAUUUAGGGGCUAGUAAAAGCAUGAUACCAAUAAAUGUUGAUACUAAGAAAAGCUUUGGACUGUCAGAUACUUCCAGGCCCAAUGCUCCGAUUUGUUCUCCUUUGUUCCAGACUCAGCAUUGUUGGGUAAUCAGUUUCUCUCAAGCAAGUACACCUUCCAUGGAGAGUCACAAGGGGCGAUUUACAUCAAAAUAUUUUCGGUAAUUCACCAAAUACGAGAUCGAAACAAAGCACCAUUGGCUGCAGGCCACUUCAACGUCUCAAAUAAGUGGCAGCUCAGCCCCACUCUUGACAUCGAAU
Molecule: messenger RNA, 2662 nt
Organism: Cadophora gregata
Lineage: Eukaryota; Fungi; Ascomycota; Leotiomycetes; Helotiales; Ploettnerulaceae
Exons: 3
Coding region: 257-1720 (487 amino acids)
Cellular component (GO): site of double-strand break
Source: RefSeq, a predicted model, not a curated record